AUGAAAAAGAAGCUCGAAACUCACUCUUCAACUAAUCAGUCGACAGACAACCUGUAUCCCAUACGCAAGCUCAUCCCCGGCGUGGCUUUAAGCUCGGUGAAUCAAUUGAUAAAACAAUGGCUCAGCAGAACCAUCGCCAGGCCUCCAUCCGCACCAGGCUUCGUCGUUGAUCUGUCGACGCCAGCUAGCUUCAGGGCAUCGCAAUGCAUCACUACCAUCUCCAUCGCAGUGCCUCACUACCAUCUCCAUCGCCGCCAUCAUCAUUUCGCCACCGUCCCAUCAUCGUUGUGCUCUCGCCAAUCGCCUAUGCUCGAUGUUGUCGACGUUGAACCCCUAAAUUGUUGCCUUGACCUUGCGAUCGCGAUCGUCAAUACUGGGACUCCUCUACAGACUCGUUGGUCAUUUGCAUUCUCAUUCCUUCUUCAUGAGAGAUGUGGGUUGUUAUUUAUUUUUUUCCUUCCUCCUUCAUGUGACAGGGAGGGUGGAUGGUGGGAAAAGAUAAGAGAGAGGUGA
Messenger RNA from Linum trigynum, 513 nucleotides. The record is from the annotation of a GenBank genome assembly. Lineage: Eukaryota; Viridiplantae; Streptophyta; Magnoliopsida; Malpighiales; Linaceae.